AUGCAGUCUCUCACAUUUACUCCUUCUCUGUUUCUCUUCAUGUCCAGUUCUUACUUUAAAUUUCUCUCAUGCUUUUUUUUUUCUGCUUUCUCUUCUCUCAACUUCUUAUCUUUUCCUUUACUUUCUUCUCCUCUCACUAUCAUUCUUCCUUUAUUUCUUACUAUAUUCUUUCUUUCUUUCACUUUUAUUUGUAAAAUAAAUAGGAACAAAUUAUUCAAGCUUUUUUUUUUAAAAAAACGUUUUAUCGGAAGUGAAAUAGCAUUAUCUAAGCAAAAUAAUCUGUCUACCAACUACAAAUUCCAAAUUCCUGAUUUAAAGGUUGGAACUUUGGAUGUUUUGGUUGGACUUUCAGAUGACCUUGGUAAACUGGAUGAUUAUGUGGAGCGAGUGACCCGGAAGAUUGCGCAUUAUCUUGGAGAAGUGUUGGAAGAUCACAAGGAUAAUCUACGAGAAAAUCUCAAAGCAGGCGGAGUUGAUUUAGUUACUUAUUUGUUCAGGUUUCAGUGGGAUCUGGCCAAAUACCCCAUCAAACAGUCAUUACGUAACAUUGCUGAAGUCAUCUCCAAGCAAGUUACUCAGGUAGAAACUGAUUUGAAAACCAAAUCUAGUUCCUACAACAGCUUGAAAGGAAACCUUCAAAACCUUGAACGCAAAGCAGCAGGCAGUUUAUUGACCCGAAACUUGGCAGACAUUGUCAAAAAGAAUGAUUUUGUUCUUGAUUCAGAAUAUCUCACCACUCUUUUGGUGGUGAUUCCUAAGAAUCACGCUAAUGAAUGGAAGGCAAAAUAUGAAACUCUGACUGAUAUGGUUGUUCCUCGCUCAAGCAGAAUCCUCUAUGAUGAUCCUGAAGGAGAUAGUGUGUUAUGGUCUGUCACACUUUUUAAGAGAGUUGUGGAUGAAUUUAAACACCAUUGCAGAGAACACAAAUUUUCUGUCCGAGAUUUUACAUACAAUGAGGAAGAGUUGAUUGCAGGCAAAAAUGAAUUGUCAAAACUUGAAGCAGACAAGAAGAAACAAUUUGGUCCUCUGGUGAAGUGGCUAAAAAUCAAUUUUGGUGAAUGUUUUGCUGCUUGGAUCCAUGUGAAAGCAUUAAGAGUAUUUGUAGAAUCAGUUUUAAGGUAUGGCCUGCCUGUAAACUUCCAGGCUAUCCUGCUUCACCCUCACAAAAAGUCAACUCGUCGUCUAAGGGAGCUGCUUAAUCAGCAUUACAGUCACUUAGAUAGUGCUGCCCUUGCAGGUGGAACUGACCAUGGUAUGGAUAUUCCUGGUUUAAAUAUGGGCACCACUGAAUAUUACCCAUACGUCUACUAUAAAAUUAACCUGGAUAUGUUGGACAGUACAAAGGAUCAUCUAUCUCGUUGGACAUGUGGCUAUCUAUCUAUCUUUAGGGCAAGUUCCCCAUCUAUUUCCCCUCUCUUCAUAUUUAAAUCUAAUAACUCCCUAUCUAUGUGA
Acanthosepion pharaonis is the source of this 1452-nucleotide messenger RNA. The record is from the annotation of a GenBank genome assembly. NCBI's taxonomy places the organism in Eukaryota, Metazoa, Mollusca, Cephalopoda, Sepiida, Sepiidae.